This is a messenger RNA of Bufo bufo (common toad), 3575 nucleotides long. RefSeq names its product Rho guanine nucleotide exchange factor 16 (gene ARHGEF16). The transcript is spliced from 15 exons. Gene Ontology annotation, biological process: activation of GTPase activity. Gene Ontology annotation, molecular function: protein binding; guanyl-nucleotide exchange factor activity. The record is from RefSeq and is a predicted model, not a curated record. NCBI's taxonomy places the organism in Eukaryota, Metazoa, Chordata, Amphibia, Anura, Bufonidae. The coding region runs from base 149 to 2272 and encodes 707 amino acids.
GAGCUGGAGACACAGGAAGUGAGUGCAGGGAGGAGAAUGGAGGCUGCAGGCUGAGAGAAGAGACCUCAGGACAAUACACAACAUGAGGGCCCCCAGGAGCCACCACCAUAGCUAACCCCUGUGACAGCAGACAGGUACAACAUUUGCAAUGUCUCAACGCUACUCAGAUCCAUCAGUGGGGGAGAAAUCUUUUCUUCUGUUGGAGAAAAAUAAAUAUUUGGACCUCAACACCACCUCAAAUUCUUCAGUACAAAAAAAGACUGUGAACGCCAUGGAUAACGCAUCUUAUGUUCCAGAUCAAAAUCCCUCCCCAGUACAGGCAUCCCGGAUUAUACUGAGCACAGAGAGUCCGGCUGCACAGAAGCUUGGAACCCAACAAAUGAUCCCAAAAGGCUUGGCCAUUGCCUCCAGAACCAAAGAUCCCAAAAGGCAUCACACCAUUGCUUCAACAACCUUUAGCAAAGAAUUUAUCCGCAUUGACCCUAAGCGGGUGUCUACACCUGACAUCUGUAUAGACUCCCCAGAAGAUGAGCCUGAAGGUGGUGGGACAUUAAAAAGAAAUUUAAGGAACCAGUCUUACCGGGCAGCUAUGAAAGGGUUUAAAGAUGAUGAUUCUGAACCGUUAAAGCCAGUCUCCUCCUUAAAGCCUGUUUCAGAAGAUUCAAAUGCACCACCUCCAAGGAGCCCUGGAAGAUCUAAGAAAACAUUUGCUAAGAAGAAAUUUCAGAGAAAUAUUCCUGGCUCCUUUAAAGACGACCCCAGGUUGUACCAAGAAUACAGAGAACGGGGACUCAGCUCCAACAACCAGGAGUCUGAUGAUGACCUGCUGGAUGAUAACUCCGUCCAGGCUGAACCCCAACCUGAUGAUGCCAUCGUGGUUAAGAACUAUCGCCCUGCUCAGCUUAUCUGGAGCCAGCUUCCAGAGGUACAAGAAGCUGGAAUUCUGGCUAAAAUCUCACCAGAGGAACGCAAGAGACAAGAGGCCAUAUUUGAAAUAAUCACCUCAGAAUAUUCUUACCAGCACAGUCUUGGCAUCCUCUUCCGGCUCUUCAAAAAGUCUGAUGAGCUGAAGCAGACCAUUAAUGGCACAGACCACCAUCAUCUCUUCUCCAACAUUGCAGAUAUCCUUGAACGCAGCAAAAGAUUUUUUGAAGAUCUGGAGAAGCGGCACAAGGAUAAUCCAUUCAUCCACGACAUCAGUGACAUUGUGGAGAACCACGCCUUAAACUAUUUCCAGCCAUAUGUCAUCUACUGCUCCAAUGAAGUGUACCAGCAGCGGACUCUGCAGAGGCUGCUGACUACAAAUGUGGCCUUCAAAGAAACUCUGAAGCAGAUUGAGAUGAAGCCAGAAUGUGGAGGUCUCCCUAUGUUCUCCUUCCUGAUCCUUCCCAUGCAGAGGGUUACUCGGCUCCCCUUGCUGAUGGAUACUAUAUGUCAAAAAGUAGAUCCUUAUUCUCCAGAAUAUGAAGCUUGUACUAGAGCCCUGAAAGCCAUCAGCAAGUUGGUCAAACAAUGCAAUGAGGGGGCUCGGAAGAUGGAGAGGACGGAGCAGAUGUAUACCUUACAAACACAACUAGAGUUUGGGAAAAUCAAGCCCUUCCCUCUGAUAUCUGCAUCUCGCUGGCUCCUGAAGAGAGGAGAGCUUGUCCUGUUGGAAGAGGCCGGAGUAUUCUGGAAAGGCUUUGGGAGAACCGUCUGCUAUCUCUUCCUAUUUAAUGAUGUUCUUAUAAUAACAAAAAAGAAAAGUGAGGACAGCUACACGGUGACGGACUAUGCGAAGACCAAUGAAUAUGCAGUUGAUAUGAUUGACAAUGAAGACAACCAGAUCCCUGUGUCCUCAAAAACCGGGACCAUUGGCAACCGAAGUCCAACAGGGCUGUCUCUAUUCCAGAUUACAAUGAGGAAGAAUAGUGAAGGACGAACGGAGCAAAUUGUGCUGGGAGCGGAAACCCUAAGUGACCGGGCACGAUGGAUUACGGCUCUUGAGGUACAGGAAGAAAAUAAGCGAUACAGCAGAUCCAAGACAGCAGGUUUGCGCCAAGUAGAAAUCACAAAGGCGUAUAUGGCCAAACAAGCCGAUGAAGUCUCCCUCCAGCAAGCCGAUGUUGUUCUGGUCCUCCAGGAGGAAGAUGGUUGGUAUCAGGGGGAGAGGUUGCGAGAUGGAGAAAGGGGAUGGUUUCCUCAGAGUUGUGCCAAGGAAAUCACCAACCAGAUGGCGGUGGAACGUAACGUUAAACGAAUGGAGAGGCUGAGGAUAGAAACGGACGUGUAGAUGACGCGAGGAUGAGUGGAGCAUUGACACAAACUAUACCGCCGACUUCUCCAGAACCGAGACGCCAGCUACCACAGCGGUAUUAUGUUUGCAGGAAUAUUUUUCUGGUUCACGAGACUCUGCUCAGUUUUCAAAUCAAGAAUCCUACAACUUUACCCCCCCCAGGACUGGAGGAUGUGGUGCUCACCCGUCUUUCUCUGGUGUCCUCUAUUACUGACUUCUGGAGAAUAAUUUCUCUUUUUAUCCGAGAUCCACAAUCUUUAUGUAUAUUUUUCAACAGAUCUUUGAAUUUUUCUAGUUUUUGUACUUUUUAAAAAAAAAACUUUUAAUACAGAAAUGUAAAGAAUUAUCAGUAGCAAUAUUGCCAAAAUCAUUUUGUGCCUCGUAUGGAUCUGUAACAAGGCAGCCAUUGACGGCUAUAGGACGGUAUUCUGUGCCUGGGAUGCGUUUGUAUGAGGCCUAACUUUUGUAUAUAUUUUACAGGGGUUUAACUGAACCACUAUCGAGCGGAUCCGGAUUCUGUGUAGAUGCUGGUAUAUAGGAAUUGUGGCUUUAUUCCAGAGACUCAUGGUUUUUCACUUCUGUUGAGUGAAUGAAAUGAAUAGGAAUUUGCAGCUCUGAGGAGGAUUACUCUAUGGUGACCUCCAGCCACCCUGUUAUUCUGGAAACUAUAAAAGUAUCACUCGAGACUAGUGGGCUCCAAACCCUCCCAAAUCCUCAAUGAGGGUCUAACCAUGCCACAUAUGACAGUAUAAUGUCUAUGGGCUCAGAGCACUUACGCAAUAGGGAGCAAUGAGAUCAGUUUUGUCAUCUGUGUAGAGGCCACAUGUAAACGAGCUCGAACACUAAAAUCCUGUUCCAGAUCCAACCUUCUCUGCCGAUUAAUUUCUUAAUAUGUCUCUGCAGGGGAUCCAGAGCGCCAACUGCUAUAUAGCCAUAGAAUGAAAUGUUAAUAUGUUGUUUGCCCAUAACCACCACUAGGGGGCCAUUAAUGGUUAUGGUUAUUUUUUAUUUUUUUAUUUCAACUGUAUGCAGCUAGCUCCCUCUAGUGGUGGCUUCAUUAUUAGACUGCUUGGUCCGAUUUUGGCCAAUGAUGAUGGAGUUUGUCGAAGGUCCCCGAUUUCAUGAUUUGAACCUCUCCCUCCUUUGUUUAUCUGCAAUUUAAAUUCAAUCCAUGUAUGUAUGUGAAAUCCCAUUAAUAAACAAUGCAAAUGCAUGUAGAACCAUAUAUGAUGCAUCUAUUGACAUAGCAUUUUAUUGUAGUGGAGCUGGGCGUGCGUAUGCGUGCUCAUGCAUGUAUUAA